AUGGAAAACUCAACCUCCAUGAAUCCAACGACCGAUUUGUAUGAGACAUAUUGGUGGCUGGCGCCGAAAUAUUUCAAACAACUUGCGUCGAGACCCACGUAUCUUAUCGCUAUUGAAUCUGGAAUAAUGCUUCUUAUAACCGUCACAGCAUUUGUUGGAAACUUUCUAAUCUGUUUUGCUGUGCUGCGAAAUCCGAGACUCCGUACUGCUACAAACUUAUUGAUUCUUGUAUUAGCAGUCACCGAUUUGCUAUCGGCUUGCCUUACCCAAACUUUAGCGACAAUAGUUCUCAUGACAGGAAAAUGGAUCGUUGAUGUCAAUCCUCUUGAUGUUCGAAGCUUUCCUUGUCUGUUGCAAGGUGUAAUGUCUCCUGCUCUAAUCGGCUUGUCGAUGCACAUUAUGGCUUUAACGGCCGUAAAUCGCUACAUCUGCGUAGUGCAUCAAAGACUGUACAACAAGAUCUUCAGCAAGAAAUCAACUCUUUUCAUGGUGGCAGCCGAAGGGAUGAUCAUACUUAGCGUCGUGUCUAUCUCUUGUCCCGCGGGAUUCGCGAGGAUCACGUUAGACCCGAGACGCGCAAUGUGCUUUACGACCUUCAAGCAACUAAAAACGUCCCAGAUGGUCUCGCACGUGUUUUUGGUUUUUACGGUUGCAAUUCCAUUGAUCAUAAUAUGCCUGUCAUAUUUUCGAGUGUUCAAAGCAAUAAGAAGUAGUUAUUUCCAAGGGCAAGCCGACAACACUUUCUCCAAAACAUCCGCAACAAAUGCCGCACAGCCUAUUUCUGGAGCAACGAGGAUAAAAGAAGUGAAAAUAACUAAGACAGUUUUUGCUGUCCUGCUUGGAUUCUUAACCUGCUGGAUUCCAGCCAUGAUGUGUAACUACAUGAGUUAUAACAUGGUAGAUCCUCGUUUCCCUCGACAAGGAGAAUUGGUUUUCACUUAUUUCCUGUGUCUGAGUUCUUCCAUUAAUCCAUUUAUAUACGGAGCCACAAACCGCGCUCUCAGGAAAGAAUUUAUGAGUUCUCUGUCUUGUCGAAAAAUUCGCAAGCGAACUGUUGUGGUACCAGAAGCUACAUAA
This is a messenger RNA of Porites lobata, 1077 nucleotides long. Lineage: Eukaryota; Metazoa; Cnidaria; Anthozoa; Scleractinia; Poritidae. The record is from the annotation of a GenBank genome assembly.